Messenger RNA from Coregonus sp. 'balchen', 6587 nucleotides. Lineage: Eukaryota; Metazoa; Chordata; Actinopteri; Salmoniformes; Salmonidae. The record is from the annotation of a GenBank genome assembly.
AUGUACCAUGCCUUUUCUUUCCCAAUGACUGCGGAGCGCAGUCGGAAUAAGGAGCGCCUGGAGGCCAGUCUGGCCGGACUCUGUGAGCUGGAGCUCCGCAAGCAGAGGCAGGAGUGCCUGGUCCUCGGUGCUCUGUCCCUGGGGGAGCCCAUGCUCGAAAAUUCCACAAGGAACAAGCUAUCUGGUUUCAACAGCUGGGGGCAAGAUAACUUGACAUUGAGACGUCAACUGGUAAGAAGUUAGAGAGAUGGGGGUAGUUUGGACAUUGUUGCUUUUUUAUCUGGCAAAUAGGUACGCUAAUAUACUUCGUAGAAACAUUGUUCCAGAGCGCAGAAUGGCUACUCGCCAAGGGUGGUCGGUCGCCACCGCGAUUAACCCCCAUUGUACCCCUAGGCUCUACAUGGAGGGAUAGGCUACAUAGCCUAUAUAAAAUACGUUAAAAAAAAUGUUUACGGUUAGUGGACAAUGCAUUGGUGGGGUGCGCCUAUUGCUCAGCGACGACACUUAUCUGCAAGAAAAGUUACUUAACUUGAUUAAUGGUAUCCCCAUCUGAAAGGAUCUAAUCGUUCCCAUCCUUCGGGCGCAGAUUUAUGCCUUGGGGUAACGAAAUGGGGGGUGGAGCGGUCCACGGUUUAACGACCCAUUGUUCCCUGCAUGAUCCCUGCAUGACCAGAGAUUUAUGUUGUAUUUUACUUAGCAAGUGUUUAUACCUAUUAAUUCGUCGACUUUUCUUUUUCAAAUUCGUUUAUAACGGGAGAUGAUGGGCUAUGUGAAUAGUUACAUUUCUAUUAAAUCAAUUUUGAUAGGCCUAUGUCUUUAUAUGAUAUUAAUAGCAUAGCAUCAUAUAUAAUUUAGAUAUAAGUUUUAAGGCACGUUUCUUUAGCCUGUGGAGAUUUUCGACGUCCUUACGGGAACUAGCCUAUAGGCAAGGAUGGAUUAUGCUGCCAGAGGUGGGCGUGAUGCGUGUCCCACCACUCAAGAGAAUCCGACCAUCCAACCCAUGUUAUCCCAAAUAAUAAUAAAAAAGAUCUCUAGCUAUCCAUGAUGGAAACUAUUACACAUGCAUAGCAUUAGCCUAUUAUAGAGACAAUGGGCUUAAAAAAUAAAUAAAACAUAUCUUCAAACAAUACAUGUUUUCUUUGGAAUGAAUGGGAUGUCACAAUUUUCUCCUUAUGCCCAACUUUCUCCCUCUAUCCUUCAAAAAAAAAGACUCACAGGCUUAGUAGCCUUCAGACUACACUACACCCUCGACUCGCACACGGCCCACUGUCUUCAGUAGAAAGCUCCUAUCAACGAUGGUGAAAUAAAUUAAAUCAGCCGCGUUAUCCUCCUCCAGCCUCCCCCCGAGUUCCUCUCCUCUGCCGCGGCCCAAACAAUAGGCGCAUAUGGAGCGGAAUACUAAUGAACCCGAGGGCCUUGGUGCGCAGACAGGGGAAUCAUGCCGCCACUUUGAAAGCACAACUGUAACAGAUCACCAAUGAGAUGUCAACGCAGAACAAACUGGCUCCGCUUCGAAGGAGUGGUAAAGACUAUUUCUUAGACUGUGCGUGGAGUGACUGCCCCUAAAUGCCGCAUAUAUUCUCACAAUGUGCAGUGCGCAUUUCAUCAAAUCAUUCCGGUUGGUCCAUUUGAGGGAUCUGUCAUUUGGAUCGAUGGAUAUUAACUACAUUGUCGAUCCAUGCAAAUUCAUUGGAGGUUAUUGGUUGGAGAAUUAUCUGACAUCAAGGUCUAAUUGAACCACCUUUAUUCAGCCCAUCUACCCAAACAUCACUUCUCCGUGUGUCACCACUGGACCCAAUCUCAUAUUGCAUGUAGAGAGUCUAUGUUGUGUGGAGGCUUUAAGGCAGGUUCACACAGAAGCAGCUGACCCAUGCUGCCCUCUCCUGUCCUGUCUAUAGGCCAUUGGCCCAGUGUGGAGGUGCUGACAGACAUGCCAUGCCAGACAGCAGCUGGUAAAGCACAAGACAUUGACUGCACUCUGAGACACCCUGCUGUGUGUGUUUGGAGAUCUCAAGCAUUAGCAAGCCUGUGUGUGUGUUCAUAUGUACUGUAUGUGCAUGUGCUUACGUGUGUGUGUGUGUGUGUGUGUGUGUGUGUGUGUGUGUGUGUGUGUGUGUGCAUACAGCUGCGUCGCUAUUGAUCUAUGUGCUUGGCCUCAGUUUGUGGUGAUUUGGGCAUGUCUAAGACGCCGUGUGCCCCUGUGUCUUCCGUAGAGUGCCACAUCAUUAGUGAGAGUACCCCUCUCAGCAGUGAGUGACUGAUGUCUGGGUGGGUGAGAGCGUCCUGGGCCUUUGUCCCUUAACAUCCCCCUUCUUCAUUAGCCAGCUUCCCCCUGAGCUGGAGGCUCUUAGCAGCUGUGUCACCUGAGCACUGACUGACUGAUUGGGAAGUCAAGCUGGAUAGAGUCCAUUCAGAGCCAGUUGUCUCUGCUGGGGAGGCAGGCCACGGAGGCCAGAGUAUGCAGCUUGCAUGCCCCAUUCACGCCUGUUAUGUAAACAUGCAUGCACAUGCAUGCGUGUGUGUGCUUGUGUCUGUGUGUGAACGGUGGCUUAGUCAAGCGGUGGAGUAGUGGGGGCCAGGGUGGUGUUGUGUAGCAGUAGUUUCCGGCCUCCCACAGUCCUCUCCCUUUGGUGCCAGUCACAACAUUGCUUUAAUUAUAGAGGGGCUGUGUGCCCGAUUCCAUGGCUCCCCGUCUCACUGCCACCGAAGCUGCCUGGCUUCUCCCCUUCCCAUCCCCCUCUCCUACGGAGAGAGCACAGGAUGCAAUAACAUAGUAAUGACACCAGGCAGUGUGCGGUAUGAGACCUGGGAGCCAGGAGGCGUCAAUUAAUAGUGCAGCAGAAUCAAAGGUAUCGUCAUGAAAGGGAACCCGCCUGAGACCCCUCCAGAGCUACACACUCUGGAAGUCAGCAGUAUGUUUACUGUGUGUUUGUUUGUGUGUCCUCAAAGAUUUGUUUGUGUUCUGUGUCAUUACAUUUGAAUUAGCCAGCCUGUCACAGUGUCUGCUAGUUCUAGAUCCACGUGAGCCUAGCAUGUCGGAGGACCUAGGCCUAAUGAUCCAUUGUGUGAAAGUGUGUCACGGAUAAAUUGAUUUCCAAUACACUCUCUUCCUCUCUCUCUUUCUUUCCUACCUUCCUUGUGUUCUUUCUUUUCUCGCACUCAGGUUGCUAUAAAACCUAGAGAUCUCUUCCACUUUCCUAUUAGUAACCACCAUAAUACAAUGAUUUUGUAUUUGAUAUUAGCUUAGUGGCAGAAAACAUCUCUCCAAUAGGUUUUAUUGCAUAAUGGAUGCUUAGGCAGACAGUCUGGCUUGGGUCUUUUGGCUGUUCACAAACACAGAACUGCUAUCACACUGAUCUAUUCUAGUCUGCCUUAGACAAAGGACCCAGAAUCCCAGCAAUUAUUCCAGCGCUGCUGAGUGACUAAAAAAGCAGCCAUCCUCAUAACCAGAUAUGUUGCUGCUUGUUUUUUUUUUACUCAGCAUCCAUCUGGUGGUCCUCUGUAGCUCAAUUGGUAGAGCAUGGCGCUUGUAACACCAGGGUAGUGGGUUCAAUCCCCGGAACCACCCAUACGUAAAAAUGUAUGCACACAUGACUGUAAGUCGCUUUGGAUAAAAGCGUCUGCUAAAUGGCAUAUUAUUAUUAUCUGAAUAGGAAAGUUGGGAUCUACAGUAUGUGGUGUGUUUUUAUACAGUCUAGCUAACAUACUGUACGCUCAUUUAAUUCAAGGAAUAAUUUCCCCUCCCCGCCACAUCCUGAUGGAGGCAGCUUGCUGCUGAAACCCUGGUCACUUUUAAUAAAUAAUUUGUAUCCCAGCAGUGUACAGCUACAUCCUUUUUUAAGUAAGCCCCUUCCACACACACACACACACACACACACACACACACACACACACACACACACACACACUCAGACACACACACACACAAACACUGUGCAUAAAGCGACUCCUGUCAGUUGUCUAACAGCCUCUCCAUCCCCAAGACUCUGUAAUUUAGAGUGUCACAUCAUUUUGCUGAUGUCUUUUAAUGACAUAAUUUAAUGUAGCAAGAGUCAUAACAGGCAAAUUGAAGUGUGUGAGUGUGUGUGUGUGCGUGUGCGUGUGUGUGUGCUGGGGAGGCCAUGUGUAGCUAGUGUUUGUUGGCUGUGAGUGCUACUCAGAUGACCUGCAAUUGCCUGGCUGAUUGAACAAGCAUGUCCAAUUGCACAUUUUCCUCCUCCCCUGGUGUAUGAUGUGUGUCCUGCUGCGUGUGCAUCCACAAAAAGAACAUCUCAACACAGUUCCCAGAACAGUGAAUCAUUCAUGUUCCAGCUGGCUGCAUCCUCAGGUAUCUUACGUAACUGGGAUGGGGCUAUAGGAGCAUGCAUUUAGCCCAUGCAGCCAUGCACACUGAUGUCUAUAGGCCUAUACUACUGCCACUAUCCAAAGGUGGGAAGAAAACAUUCUUUAUAAGGUUAUCUGUUUAAGGUUAAUCGUGUGUUUUGGUCUUCCAAUUAAAUGGAUGAAAAAUUACUACACUUGGUCAUAAUUCACAUUGACUUAUAAUGAUGUAUGUCUUGGGGUGUGUGUGAUCAUGCCUGUGUGUUGGUCUGUUUCAGAGUGCGCUCCAGAGCUCCCCCUGGGGUAAGAUGCUGGCACUGGAACAGCAGGUGGGCGAGCUGAGAGUGGACACAGAUGACGUCACCUAUGAGGGGACCCAAGGGAACACGGGGGACAGUCGGCCCAGCUCAGGUACUCCUCAUGCUACCACUUCUCAAUUUCUGACCUCUGAACUUGAACCCCUGAACCACAUCAGAGGGGCAUGGAGUACUUAUAUUUUUCUUAAUGUAGACACUGUAAUUUACCUUAUUUUUGUGUGUGUAUUUGACCCAUGUUCUGUAUAUUUUCUGUAUACUAUUUUUACAUGGAUCGUGGCCCUACAUUUCUUUGAAGUACAUGUAUAAUGACUUUAACAUUUAAUUAGUUUUUGACAAAUGUUGUUUUUAUGCCCUACUUUCUACUGUUAGUGGUUCUGUGGUUUGUGAAAGAGCGGAGACGUUGAAAAUUAGUUUAGUCAACAUAUGGUUUGAGAAAGCCUGAAAGAGCUGAGGUUUAAUGCGUGACAUCAUCUGUGUUUGCCAGGGUUCUAUGAGUCGAGUGAGGGCCAGUCUCCAAAGGGGCAUUCCUGUCCCUCUGAGUUCCCAGAGCCCCCCCCUGGCUGGGGCUACAGCAGCACUGAGAGGCCCAAGUCUCUGAGUGAGUUCAGCUCGACUCUCACUAUCAACAGUUCUCUUUCAACCCCAAUAGGGUUCAUGGUAUCAUAGAACAAUACCAUGGACUGUCUUAACUUUAUUACAUCAUUAUUAGAGUUGCAUUAGGUACUGGUAUCAGUAGUAAAGAGCAGCCUGGCGAACUCCAUCUCCUCCUCCUCCAGCAUCAACAGGCAGAGCAGCCUGCGAAGGAAACCCCCUCUUCACACCCCCGAGCACUGCAUCCCUGACCCACAGGACCUCUACCCUGACCCUGAGUGCCAGGCCUGGGGGUGUGACCCUCUAGACGGGGAGGCGUGGGGGGUAGAGGCCCCAUCCAUGGAGGAGGACUGUUAUCUGUCUUUACCCUACCCUCCCUCCAGACCCCACUCCCUGGCUGGGGGGCAUCCACCCUCCCUGGACCCCCCUUGUGGAGCUCUGGACCCUUGUUUCAGUAGUGAGUCUGAUUCCCCCCAGCACUACCUACUACCCCACUCCCCAGCUUCACAUAACCACCUUGUCAGAGCCCAGUACAUCCCUGGGCAGCCUUGCCACGCCCCUGUACGCUCCCCCUCACACUGUCCUCCAGAACACUCCCCCUCACAUUAUCCUCCAGAGCCUUCCAAGCCCAGCCGAACCUUUGUGUCCCCAGACCAAAGCAGCUCAAAGCCCAGAGCCACGGGGAAGAAGAGUCAUGAGGAGAGACAGAGCUCCAAGAAGCCUGGCCACAAGACCUGCCGCUCCCAGUCUGAGAACAGUCUGAUGGGGCAGAGGGCUUUCCCUAAGCGCAGGUUCAGCACAGCCGAGCGCCCCCAGAACCAGAGGGGCCAGGGUCCACACACAGGCCCCCAGCACAGCAACACCGCUGGGGGGCGACGCUGGUGCUCCACCCUGGAGCUCAGCCAGGAGGAAGGGAAGACCAAGGGUGAGCAGGCCCACAGAUGCCCACAUCGUAGGGCCCGCCUCACCCAGGCCUGCGCUCAUCCCAACCCCAACCAUCACUCCCAGGUCCAUGCCCAGCCUCGCCUCUCAGAGUACCCAGAGAGAGCACCUCUGUGUCGUGGAGAGGACGGCUAUGUGCAGGCUGACCCUGGGGAGUCAGAGUCCAGCAUGAGUGAGGUGUACUCCCCUGCCUCCAGCUCCCUCUCCAGUGACUCCGAUGAGGGGGGGCUGGUGUGGCCCCAGCAGCUGCCCCCUCGCCUGGCCCCCUCCUCUUCCUCCUCUUCCUCCUCCCAUCAGGCCUCCUCAAAGGCCUCCUCGCAGCCCAAGGCCUUUGUUAAAAUCAAAGCCUCUCAUGCCCUGAAGAAGAAGAUUCUGCGAUUCCGCGCCGGCUCUCUCAAAGUCAUGACCACAGUCUGA